AUCGUCUAUAUUUAAAGCUUUUGUUGAAAGAUACAAACCAAAUGACAUCUCUGAAUGGGUUCGAGAAAACUGUGAUAAAAUAAAACCACGUCCAAAAGGCAUGUCAUGCGAAGAUGUAAUGCAGGAUUUAAAAACAGAUUUCUUAAAUCCAUUGCCACCGACACAAAUUCAAGCUGAAAUACUACCUCGAUAUAUGCAUCUAAAUCGAGAAACAGCUUACAACAGAGGAGGAGAACUGUACUAUCCAAACUAUUAUCCCACAGCUUAUAUCACCAAUAUGGGUCCCGUUCAAGACAACAUAUUCCAGCACCAAGACGACUGGAUAUGGACUAAAGGAGGACAGUACAUAAACAACAGGGCUGACAAUAUUAUCAACAGAGGAUUGGAACAGACUAUUGUUCCAACAUGUGUCCAUGACUUGAUGCUUUGUAUCCGGAUGUUGACGCUCGCACAACGAUACGCUAAUGCAGCGCGAGGAAUAAUUACGCGAUAA
This is a messenger RNA of Enterobius vermicularis (human pinworm), 493 nucleotides long. Lineage: Eukaryota; Metazoa; Nematoda; Chromadorea; Rhabditida; Oxyuridae. The record is from the annotation of a GenBank genome assembly.